AGACGGCUCCUAGGGAUGACACCCUUGAAACCGUACGGGUUGUACCAUCACUGUAAUUACACUUUUAAGGCUGUGUCUGAGGGUGUGAUUGGACUUUAAAACGUUGCAUGAAGUAUCACUUCUGUUACGCAACUAAUGCAGCCAACGUCACACCCGCCCCACGGCAGGAGCCCUUUUUCCGUAUUACUGGUUCGUCCCUUUUAAAGGAUUGAUUCGGAGAAUUAUGCCUCCCAAGACCAGGACGCGUAAUCACACAUCUAAGCAUCAAGCGACCCCUGCAAACGAAAGCAUCGUCGAAAACCCAAAGGGCACUAGACUGCAAAUAUACUGUCCCUUGCUUUCAGUGUAGCAUUCAUUCUUUCGAUGUCAACCGUAAUUGUGGGACCCGCGCAGUCAAAUCACACUCGUAAGACCGCUGUUCCCCAAAGCGCAGCCCUUACGCAACGUCUAAGCUGGUCUCGAGCUCGCCGCAGUCGCGUCUCCUCCUUUGCCGUCCAUCGACAGCUUCUGAGUUAAAUUAAACGGUCUGAUGUUUUAACGUUUUGUUCGUGUACCUUGUCCGGUGAUGUUGACAGCUCAGUCAACAGAAUCUGCGAAACCUGUAUGUCAAUGGACCAUCGGGUGCCCACAUUGUUCAGACAAUUUUAUCAGUGGGAGCCACUGCAGUGUCAGAAUGCGAUUAUAUCUACUCAUAUGUUGCGUGCACAGUUGUUUCUACAUAUUUGCACUUGUGCAUGACUUAGGUUGUCUAGAGCGAAUCGCAUAGGCACGUACAACAACAAAAGCGGUUCUCAUGUCCCAUCGAAUCGCAUGUGAAACGUCGCAGGACCGACGAGGAAAUGUCAGACGAUCAUCGACACUAGACCGUCCUGUUUUCCAGAAGUUAGCAGCAACGUGUUCUAUAUAUUUCGGUACACCGUUCAGGUGUUCGAAACUGCUAUCGACAGUAAGAUGGAUAUCCCGGAGCUCGGAGACCUAAGCUUGAACGUUGAGGCUUCUAAGGUUACCUCGACGUUCACAAAAAUUAUCGAAGCUCUUCGAAACUUAACUGCAAGGCAAGAAGGUCUUUCCAAGGAAUUGGCAUCUGUCGCAGAUCAUGUUGCUGCUGGCGAGGAAACCGGCAAAAACCUGGCAGCGGCGCUUGGUGACGGCCUUCGGAAAAUCGAUCAACUUCGAGACCAUGUCACAGGCAUAGAUAGCCUGGGGCUCGAGGAGCAGACAAAAAAAGUCCAGUCUCAUGAGCAGCAGUUCCAGAAAACACUCGCCCUCUUGGAGCAGUGUGAUCUGAAGGUCAGUCCAGUGUACUCUUAUUCUGGUUUACUGCUCAAGAUUCGCAUCAGCCGGGCACGGGCAUACCGUCUAUAAUGGAUAUAGAGUUUAAAGCUCCGCUAUCUGCCGAUAUUUCUAAGCACGCACACACUUCGCCAGAGACAACCAAUAUGUCUCCAGCUGUUCUGGCAUGACUGCGUGUGAGUGAGGGCCUUUUUCCCUUUGUUCACGGCUCUUCAUAGCACGUUUUUUUCAGUCGGGCCAUAAAAAAGUGACGGAAUAUCCACUGAGGUGCACUCUUUUAGAUGCGUUCUGCCAGGACAAACCAACAUACGAAGUCUAUCUGCAGAGAUGACUGUCAUCAGUUGUACAUAAAUUCGUAUUUGAAAUGUACCUCCUGGUUUCAUAGGCGUGUGGACAUGAUUGCAACAUUAGGUCAACUGUUGGUGUGAUGCUUACCUUCUA
This is a messenger RNA of Toxoplasma gondii ME49, 1734 nucleotides long. RefSeq names its product mediator complex subunit MED9 (gene MED9). The transcript has a single exon. The record is from RefSeq and is a predicted model, not a curated record. Bases 952 to 1365 code for a protein of 137 amino acids. NCBI's taxonomy places the organism in Eukaryota, Apicomplexa, Conoidasida, Eucoccidiorida, Sarcocystidae.